CAAGUGCACAGGACCCUGGAGGCCUCCCACAUUUUGAGAGGAGAUUUCGUGAUACUGGUGAUAACCUGGUGUCAUACAGGGAGACAGCUGCUUGGCCUUAGUGCAGGCCCGGGUGACCACGAUCCGCCUGUGCAACGCCAGCUGGGAAAUGCAGUCUGGCCCGGGCACGACGCCAACCACCUGGCUGCCUACAAAUCCCAGCACGCCGGGGAGUGGAGCUGCACCCCAUCCUGGCUCCUGCCUGCUUCCUGCCGGCGCGGGGAGGGGGAAAUAUAAACAGAGGCGUCUAGGGCAGAGCUGGGAUGCUGCUGCUGGACGGGCUGUGCUGCGGAGCAGAGGCAGCACUCGGGGAGCUGAAAACUGAAGAUGGCAGAGCCUGAAAACACAGUCAUAAACACCAAUGUGAAACAGAAAGACCCCAGCAAGGCACUGGUCAUUGCUGUGACCACCAGAGCCAUCUUCAACCUGGAGCAGGAGCACAAACUCUACCUGGAGAGGGGCAAAGAGGAGUACACAAGGCACCAGCAGGCCAACCAGCACAAGCCUCUCCCACCAGGCACAGCCUUUGCCUUCAUCCAGGCAGUGCAGUAUGUGAACAAGAAGAUGCUGGAGAGCAACCCAGCAGAGAAGGACCUCUUUGACAUCCUGGUGCUCUCCAACAACAGCCCAGAGAGCGGAGUACGCAUCAUCAACAGCGCCAAACACUACGGCCUAGAGAUCUCCAAGUUCUGCUUUGUCAGUGAUGAGGACUCCACACAGUACCUGAAGUCCCACGGGGUCAAGCUCUUCCUUUCAGCUGACAGGACAGAUGUCUGCAAUGCCCUCCAGAGAGGGGUCUCGGCAGCGCUCGUUUUCCAGCAAGAGGUGCAGGCCCCCAGCACCCCACUCCGCGUGGUGUUCGAUGGGGAUGCCGUGCUCUUCUCCGACGAGACGGACCAGAUCUUCCAGGAGCAGGGCCUGGAGGGGGCAGUGCAGUACGAGCAGGCGAUGGAGGCCGUGCCCAUGGGAGAGGGUCCCCUGAAGACUUUUGCCAUGCACCUUGGGAAGAUGCGCAGGAAGUUCAGCCAGGAAAAAUCUCCCAUCCGCACCUACCUGGUGACUGCGCGCAGCGGCCGGGACAUGGGCGUCCGAGCCAUCAAGACACUCCGGGAAUGGGGCCUGGCCAUCGAUGAGGCUUUCUUCAUGGAUGGGGCUCCCAAAGGUCCCAUCCUCGCCCAGAUCCAGCCUCACAUUUUCUUUGAUGAUGGGCUUCAUAACAUCCAAGGGGCUCAAAAUGUGGGUGUGCCCUCUGCCUGGGUCCCCCCCUGCUUCUGAUGGGCUGCAGGCCAGCAGUCCUCCUUCCCAGCCACACAGGAGACAGGGCCAGUUGGAGGCAAAAUUUCUGGUGGAGAAGGAGAGAUUUCCUGACAUGCAGCAAGUAAAUCUCAGGAAAAGGGGACAUGUGCGUGGACUCCCAUGCAAAACUUGAUGCUCAUUUCUGCUCCUGGUAUGGAGGUCCUUUAGGUCUUAGGGUAAAGCUAAAAGAUGCUCUAGGACAGAAAGACACCUUUCCUGUGACACUGAGGACUACACCUACCUGCCCGGUAGGACCUGGGGACUUUUCUCAAAGAAUUAAGUGAAGCUAAUGCCACACACAUGAGCUAAAGGAAGCUUUAAAAAUGGUAGCUUUGGCUGUUCUCAGGCAGUCUCCAAGAUAGAGCAGCACAGAAAGGACAUCAGCCUGUUGAGGCGAGUCCAGAGAAGAGCCAUCAAGAUGAGUAGAGGGAUGAAACAGCUCUCCUAUGAGGAAAAGCUGAGAGAAUUGGGUUGGUUUGGCUUGGAGAAGGCUUCAGGGUGACCUAAUUGCAGCCUUCUGGUAUCUGAAGGGGCCUACAAGA
This is a messenger RNA of Empidonax traillii (willow flycatcher), 1877 nucleotides long. RefSeq names its product cytosolic 5'-nucleotidase 1A-like. Gene Ontology annotation, cellular component: cytosol; cytoplasm. The transcript has 8 exons. Lineage: Eukaryota; Metazoa; Chordata; Aves; Passeriformes; Tyrannidae. The record is from RefSeq and is a predicted model, not a curated record. Gene Ontology annotation, biological process: nucleotide metabolic process; adenosine metabolic process. The coding region runs from base 367 to 1314 and encodes 315 amino acids. Gene Ontology annotation, molecular function: nucleotide binding; magnesium ion binding; 5'-nucleotidase activity.